Corapipo altera (White-ruffed manakin) is the source of this 1173-nucleotide messenger RNA. RefSeq names its product heat shock factor protein 1-like. The record is from RefSeq and is a predicted model, not a curated record. Bases 115 to 390 code for a protein of 91 amino acids. Gene Ontology annotation, biological process: regulation of DNA-templated transcription. Gene Ontology annotation, molecular function: DNA-binding transcription factor activity; DNA binding. The transcript is spliced from 2 exons. NCBI's taxonomy places the organism in Eukaryota, Metazoa, Chordata, Aves, Passeriformes, Pipridae.
GGAAGCAGCCUGUUCCCUGCCCCUGUUUCCCCCUCCAUAUUCCCGGGAAUCAGCCAGUUCCCUGUCCAUAUUCCCCCUCCAUAUUCCCGGGAAGCAGCCAGUUCCCUGCCCACCAUGUCCCCCCUCUCUAUCCCAGGGAAGCAGCCUGUUCCCUGCCCACCCCAGCCCGAUCCCCUCGCUAUUCCAGGGAAGCAGCUGGUUCACUACACGGCUCAGCCGCUCUUCCUGGUGGACUCGAGCGCCGUGGACGUGGCCGGGGGGGAGCUGCCCAUCUUCUUCGAGCUGGGCGAGGGGCCCUUCUGCCCCGACGGGGCCGAGUACCCCGAGGAGCCCCCCGGCUCCCUCCUGGCCGGCACCGAGCCCCGCGCCAGGGACCCCGGCGUGUCCUAAGGCCGGCAGGGACAGGAGACCAGGAGGAGGAGGAGGAGGAGGAGGCACUGAAGGGAAGCUCCCGCUCGGCACAGACGCCGGAGCCGCGCCCGCUCCCGCCGGGAGGGUCGUUGUGUGUGUGCUUAUGAGGUGUCCCCGACCCGCUUCAGCCCCCGCCACGGGCACGGGGGGCACCGGGACAGCCCCCCCCCCACGGUACCGGGACAGCCCCCCCACGGUACCGGGACAGCCCCCCCAACACUGGGAUAGCCACCCUGGCACUGGGAUAGCCCCCCUUGGCACCGGGAUAGCCCCCCAUGGUACCGGGAUAGACCCCCUUGGCACCGGGAUAGCCCACCCCUGGCACUGGGAUAGACCCCCUUGGCACCGGGAUAGCCCACCCCUGGCACUGGGAUAGACCCCCUUGGCACCGGGACAGCCCCCCCCCACGGUACCGGGAUAGCCCCCUACGGUACCGGGACAGCCCCGCUGGCACCGGGAUAGCCCUCCUGGCACUGGGAUAGCCCCCCCUGGCACCGGGAUAGCCCCCCAACACUGGGGUAGCCCCCCCAUGGCACCGGGACAACCCCCGUGGCACUGGGACAGCCCCUCUGGCACUGGGAUAGCCCCCCCACGGUACCGGGGCAGCCCCCCCUGGCCCCGGGGUAGCCCCCCCCACCCCCAGGACAGCCCCCCCACGGUACCGGGACAGCCCCCCCAACACCGGGACAGCCCUCCUGGCACUGGGAUAGCCCCCCUUGGCACCGGGAUAGCCCCCCCAACACUGGGAUAGCCCCCCCUGGC